GAUCAAAAUUGUGGCAAAAACAUGCUUAAAAUAAUGCAUUCAAGUUAUGGGAUGACAAAAAUAAUGGUCACAUAUAGGCCAUAUGUUGAUGAAGAGCGUACUAAUUUAGACAAAGGUUAAAACUUUGUUGUUUAAGCUAUAGUGAUGGAACGAGUUGAUCUGAUCACGCUGGAGGUGGAAAAGAAGUUGGAACCAUCAUCAGCAAUGUCGAAAUACUUCAUGUAUCAUAGAGGCAACACAAUUAAAAUUAAGGAGAGUGACGCGUCAUGAGAAAUAAUUGUUUUCCUUUCCAUAAAGCAAUCACAGUAACUCUCAAUGCUAGAUAGGUAACGAAAUGGUAGCUAGGCUAGCUAACCAAGAACUAGCUGUCCUAACCACCCAACUGCUAUUCCGUCCCCAUUGUCCAUUGAACCUGCUCGGAACAAUAUGUGAAGGGCGUUGCAUAGUAUCAAAAGACCGCCGAUAGAGGAUUAUGGUGCAAGCCAACAAUGAUGAUGAUUAUUAUGUUGAGUUGAGUUGUGCAUAUGAAGCACAUAAAUAAUACUGUCAAACUCUUGUAACCAACUCCAUCUACAAAUAAUAUAUCGUAUGAAUAUGAUUUUGAAACUCUUACGGGUCGUUUGGAUGCAGUAUUUUGAUGAGAUAAUUUAGUCGAAAUAACUCAGAAUGAUGUAUUUUAAUCAAAAUAACUCGUUUGGCAAAAAUAAAGUAGAAUGUGGUAUUUUGUCCACGAGUCAAUUGAAAUAACUCAUUGUGAGUUAUUUGAAAUACCUACCCACCCCCUAGUUAUUUCAAAUACCUCAUCUCCCAACUUCUUUUUCCACUUCAUCUCUUAUUUAAGUGGUGAAAUACCACAAUAUUUGAAUGUUUUAUCCAAACAAGACAAUUACACCAAUUACCACAUUUCAAAAUGAAAUACCACAUGAAAUGGCACAUAGCAAAAUAAUGCAUCAUUUGGAUUCGAAAUACCAUAGAACCAAAAUCAUGCAUCCAAACGACCCGUUAAAGAUUGUGAUAGUCACCAAGUUUUUUUUUUUUAUCAAACGUGCUAGCUAGCAACUUAACCCUUUUUUCUUUGGUGUUCCAUCGUUUGCUUGUUACUUAAGUGAGUAAUAAGAGUUCAUUUUUCGACGUUACUCGUUGAGUUAUUAUCAAAUUACUUUUAGACCCCCAUAAAACGAUAAUGAUAAUUCUUGAUACAUAUCAUUUCGGGAAAUUAGAAGUUCUAAUCUAACUAGAAUUUUCUGGUGUACUACAUUUUUACGGACAAAAAUUUCACCUUUAUUCUCUUUUCCUCUCUUUUAGUUUUCAAUUUUUGAAUACCACAAUUCAAAAAUAUAUCGAAGAAAAAAAAAAUAAAGAGCUGCAUUGCGAUUGCCUCAUUUAUCCUCCUUUUUCUACUACUUAUUAUUCACAACAAAUUAUUUAAAAAAAAAAACAAAGGAAAAAAUUAGAUUGCACCACCACCAUCUACAUCGGAUCGGAGGAAAUAAACUGAUAAUUAAUUAACACCCAACCUAGUUACAGAAAUUUAAUACAUUCGUAUACGUUUUUCUCAUCGAUCUAAUUACCGUUACGAACACAUUUAUGGGAAGAUUAUUAUAUCCCGUAAUUAGCUCAUCCCAUUUACCUUUUCAACCUGCACACAUCCAUUCAGUAUAGGGAGAUCUGGUGAAGAUCGAUCAUAACCAACAUUCAUCUCAAACCCUCAUUAUCCUUUCUCCGAUCCUCUCAUAUAUAUCUAUUCUCUCUCUAUAAAAUUUCAUAGCGUUAAGCUAUCCAAAAAAAGUGGUAACAAGCUAGAAUACAAUACAUUAUUGCCGUUCGUCGAUCACUUUCCGCAAAGAAGUUGGUGGUUUUUGAUAUGACGACUCCAGCCUCACAACCGGAGCUCUUUGAGCUCAGCAAUGGCUCCAUGAAGGUCAAGAUCACCAAUUUGGGUUGCACAAUCACAUCCUUGGAAGUUCCGGACAAAAAUGGAAAUUUAGCUGAUGUUGUUCUUGGGUUUGAUUCCAUCGAGCCAUACCAGAAAGGUUUAGCACCAUACUUUGGGUGCAUAGUGGGACGAGUAGCAAAUAGGAUAAAGGACGGCAAAUUUAGCUUGGAGGGAGUUGAAUACACUCUGCCUCUCAACAGGCCUCCAAACAGCCUCCAUGGUGGUAACAAGGGAUUUGACAAGAUGGUCUGGGAGGUUGCUCAACAAACUCAAGGCCAAACCCCAUCCAUAACCUUCAAGUACCACAGCCGUGAUGGAGAGGAAGGGUACCCUGGCGACCUUGCGGUGACCGCAACUUAUUCACUGAUAUCGAACACUACACUGAAACUCGAAAUGGAAGCCGUGCCGGACAAGAAAGCCACUCCGGUGAGCUUAGCGCAGCACACAUACUGGAACCUCGCCGGACACAGCCACGGUACCAUAUUGGACCAUUCUAUCCAGAUAUGGGGAUCCCACGUCACCCCGGUCGACCAGAACACGCUCCCCACGGGGGAGAUCCUCUCGGUGAAAGGGACGCCUUUCGAUUUCACGGCCGAGAAGAGGAUCGGGGCCUCGAUCCACGAGGUCGAGGGCCCGGGCUACGACCACAACUACGUGCUGCAGCAGGAUGGCAAUGGGGAUCAGAAGUAUUCGGGCCUGAGGCUCGCGGCGAAGCUCAGGGAACCUUCCAGCGGCAGAGCCAUGGCUCUGUGGACCAAUGCGCCAGGGAUGCAGUUCUACACGGCGAACAAUGUGAAUGGGAUUGCGGGGAAAGGUGGGGCGAACUACGGGAAGCACUCUGCGGUGUGUUUGGAGACUCAGGGUUUCCCCAAUGCUGUCAAUCAGCCGAAUUUCCCUUCUGUGAUUGUGCAGCCUGGGCACAAGUACCAGCAUGCCAUGGUGUUCGAGUUUUCAGCUGAAUGAGGAACACAGUGUGUGUGUGUGGCCGUGUGGGGCUUUAUUUGAAUGGAGUUCAUACAUAUACUGGUUCAGUAUGUUAUGAUCAUAUGAUGAACAGAUCAAUUGAGGAAGUUCUGGCCCUCUGUUUCUAAUAUAAACAGAGUGUACUGUUGCUUUAGUAUAAUGUUUUGAUUAGUAUCCUUUCACAUAGAUGAUCAAGGAAAAUUAAUAAGAAGAUAUAUAUGGUUUGUUUUCUUAUAAAGGAGAAGAGUGAGAUUGAUAUAUGUUUCAUUCUCCCAGAUUCUAGGUUGGUUCUAGAAAAUCGUUACAUUUUAACUUCGUUAGUUAUUGUUCGGGAUAUUGAUGGUUGUUUUAUUAUGACAAAUGCAUAUACAAUCUUCUACUUUUAAUUUAGAAGAAUCUUGCAAAAAUAUUUUUAUAGUAUCGGUGCUUUGAUUUACAACAAAAAAAAUUAUAUAAUACAAAUUGAGCUUGUACUCAAUUAUUUUGUAAAAACAUGUAUAUUUUAAGAAAUUUUAUAAAAAUUA
Molecule: messenger RNA, 3423 nt
Organism: Linum trigynum
Lineage: Eukaryota; Viridiplantae; Streptophyta; Magnoliopsida; Malpighiales; Linaceae
Source: the annotation of a GenBank genome assembly